CGUGCGUGCGUGCGUGCGUGUGUGUGUGCGUGUGUGUGUGUGUGUGUGUCUGUUUUGUUUCGUCGACUCGCACAGCCCCUUCAACACCAACAUGAGUAUGAUCAUGGGGCGCUCCACCACAUGCUGAAGGCACGGUGGCGGGAGGAUUCCAUCCGUUUGGGAGACCAUCAAAAAUUGGGGAUUGGAGGAGAUCGGUGAUUAUGGCGCAUUCUUCUACCUAGGUGCGUUGAGUAGCAGCUACUAUGCCCCGCUCUUCUCACUUCCAGACGAUGGAUCCGCUGUCUUGACAGCGCUCACUAAGUGCGACAAGUAUUCUUGGUGCUCUGGGCUCAAAGACGACAACCUUACCAUGACGCGCGAGUCUUGGCACGACGGCACAUACUCGCACCCGUGGGGCACAAGUGGAAUGGUCGGCUUCUUCUGGGGUAUCUUAGGUGUCCACCAAACAGCACCAGGCUUUGCUUCUGCGACGAUCCGUCCAAAGUUGGGCAGCCUUACCCACGCAGAGGGUACGGUGCCCACGCUACGUGGCUACAUCAAGGUCAAGGCGCAGCCAGCAUCCAUGGACGUUGAGCUGCCCUGCAACGUCGACGCGACGCUGUGUCUACCACGUAGCUCCGCCGACAAAGCCAUCGCCAACGUGGAGUCCACAACGCUCCUGCUCGACGGUGUUACAGUGACGGCGGUCCAAGACGGCAAUCAUAUUUGCGCUAAGCAGCCGGUGACUUGUGGUGUUGGCGGAGCGGCGCGUCGGCUCACAUCGUCAGCCCGUGUUCUCUUCACCUGAGAUGCCGCAGCUGGGUCGCUCAGUUGGGUCUCGUCGAGAUGUCGACGCUAUUUGUCGACAAAGACGAUGUAGUUGCGCACUGGCCUGGCCUGGACCCCGCGACGACGGCGAUUCAGCGAUAUUGGCGUACAGAUAUAUAUAUAUACACACACAUAUAGAAACAGAGAGAGAGAGAAAGGGAUGGCGAGAGCGGAAGGACAAAUGAUGCCGAGGGGGCCUGAUGGCGACGACCACACGUCGGCUCAUGUUGCAACUGCGUGGCUCGCGAGUUCAGGCAGCGACGCACGCAGCUGGCAUUGGCCGCUCGAGCAGGCGCGCGGCAUGCCAGCGCGAAAUUCACGACCACGGCAUCGCAGAGCAGGGUUGUUGGCGCGAUUGCGAGACAGCAGCGGCCACCUCACUGGAAAAACACAUCGGGGCUUUCGACGGCCAGACAAGCACACCACGCAGCGCAGGAUUUUGCCUAGCGUCAACGGGGCUUAUCGGACAGGAAUGCUCGCGAUGGAAUGUGACCAGGUCCUGUGACGUUGGCCUAUCUGUGGGCAGUGCUCGCGCACUGCUUGCCGUAAGGAGCAGACACGCUUUCUGUCGUCUGCUGUCUCCUGGGCUCCCUCGCGGCAUCCGCCCGUCGCACCCGCACUCUCCACGCAUGAGCUACGCAAG
Messenger RNA from Prorocentrum cordatum, 1450 nucleotides. NCBI's taxonomy places the organism in Eukaryota, Dinophyceae, Prorocentrales, Prorocentraceae. The record is from the annotation of a GenBank genome assembly.